This is a messenger RNA of Micropterus dolomieu (smallmouth bass), 1433 nucleotides long. It is a transcript of the gene cmtm7, whose product is annotated as CKLF-like MARVEL transmembrane domain containing 7. The coding region runs from base 152 to 637 and encodes 161 amino acids. The transcript is spliced from 5 exons. Gene Ontology annotation, cellular component: membrane. NCBI's taxonomy places the organism in Eukaryota, Metazoa, Chordata, Actinopteri, Centrarchiformes, Centrarchidae. The record is from RefSeq and is a predicted model, not a curated record.
UGUUUAUCCGGUCGGUCUUGACGGGCGUGACGUUCUCAGACAGACGGGCUGUAACGGUGGACGGUGACUCUGCUGCAGUUUAACUUAUCUAAACAUUUAUUUCCCCCCCGUGUUGUUGUUUAUUUAUCACCGGCGCCGUUUCACCGUCAACAUGUCUCACACCGUCGUCACGACAACAACAACAACGACCAGGGCGUCCGGUGACGGUAUCGUGAACAUGGGCUACACCCGGACCAUCCCGGGACUGCUGAAGAUAGGACAGAUGCUCGCCCUGCUCGUCGCCUUCCUGUGCGUCCACUUGGUUCGGGGUUGGCCCAGCUGGGCCGCCUUCCAGUUUUUUGAGGUGGUGACGCUGUGGUUCCUCAUCGCCCUCAUCAUCUUCUUCCUCAUGCAUCUCUUCAGGCUGCAGGGAAAGAUGCCCUGCAUCAACUGGCCGCUGACGGAGUUCUUUCAUUACUCUGUCGGGACCAUCCUCAUCUUCAUCGCCUCCAUCGUCGCUGCUGUGAAGGCCACAGGAGUUUCAGCGCUGGUGGCUGCAUCGGUGUUUGGGUUCAUAGCGACGUUCCUGAUGGCCGUUAGUUUGUGGACAUCCUACAGUGUGACCUGUGGCCCUCAUCAGACUGGUGCAGCAGUGUAAUCAGCGAUCCAUCGUGAAGGAACCAGAUGUCGACAGUUUGCUGUGUUCUGGCUUAUCUUUCUGCAGAGCGAAGCGCCUGGAUAAGAUAACUUGAUUUGAUUAUAAUUCUUUACUGCAGAGGUAAUUGGAACAGCUGAUCCAGGACCAGCCAUCGUUUUCAGCAUCUGAGACAUAAAUAUCCUCCGAUCAUCACAGUAAAAACCCUGAGAGGACAGUAGUGAACAGCUUUACUCAUUUAUCAUUGAAUCCUAAAGUCACAUGUUCGUGUUAAAGGUGCUCGGUGUCACAUUUUAACCUUCUAUAUAUCAGUAACACAUUCGAUGGAUCUGUAUCAACAAAUGAGUGUGUGGUGCAAACAAUCAGUCACCUGUUGUCAUUUCCCAUGAUCCCUGCUGCUUCCCGCACCGACUUUACCUCCCCGAAAAGGUCGCCAUUUUGGUUUUAUAGAGAUUUUUUUGUUUGUUUUUUGUUUGCUAAGUUUUCCUCUACUUCCACCAUCUGCUGUCAAAGAUUUAGAGAAGCUUUUUGUAAAAGUUUAAGCUGUGUUAGCUCUGAAGGAACAGAGCCCUCUUCCUGUUGUGUGCCAUAAAAAGACAUUCAGACGAUUUCCCUUCCCAAAAACAGCCAGUCACGCAGAUCUGCGUGCCUUUGUAGCAUCUCCUCUGUGGUUUACAGUAGCUUAAAGCUUGAUUUGCUUUGAUUGGUGAUCAAACGUCUCAUCCAUUCCUACUUUUUUUAUUCCACUCAGAGCUCAAGCAGUCUGGACCACGGAUGUAUUAAACUCUUUUUAACUAAA